Molecule: messenger RNA, 2605 nt
Organism: Sebastes umbrosus (honeycomb rockfish)
Lineage: Eukaryota; Metazoa; Chordata; Actinopteri; Perciformes; Sebastidae
Product: cAMP-regulated D2 protein
Exons: 8
Coding region: 430-2253 (607 amino acids)
Molecular function (GO): cholinesterase activity
Source: RefSeq, a predicted model, not a curated record
UGCAGAAGGCCUGUAGGUGGCGUUGUGCACCCUGAUGUAGUCCACCAUCUGCAAUUUAGAAGUUCACAAAUAGAUGUUUCAAUUAAACAUCAGUAACUGAUCAACGUGAAUAUAAGAACUGUAACAACACGUAUUCCUUCAUGAAGCCUGCUGUAUUAUCCCGUGUGACUCUGUGAUUACAUUAAGCAAAGGAGGGACGACUUGUCUUCUAUUAGUGGUCCUGCAUCACCAGCUUUUCAGGGUCUACUGGACGCCACCCAGCGAUCGGACAGAGACGCUUUUGUCUGAUAAGUCUUAAUGCUAAAUUGGAGUCACAUGUAUGCACAGUCUGUGGAGAGUUUCAGACUUCAUCCGGACCAUAUUCAAGUCAAAUCAUGAUCUGAGCAGCAGGGAGUCUUGGGGGAAAGUAUAAGAGUAUUCUAACGCAAUAUGGAGAGCCGGCACUGUUUGCUGCUGCUGUGCACACUAAGUUUAGCGCCGGCCUCUAGAGAGGCGACGAAAAAUGAUGAUGACAUCGACCUUGUCAGCUUCCUGAGAAGUAUCUACCCCGGGCCGCCGGGGGGAGACGAGCCGUUCAUCAUCAAGAGAGACUUUGAGUUAAACUCCCCGAAGGAGCCGGGGCGCCCCGAGGUCCUCUCCAUCACAGAGCAGACCAAGGUCAAACCGGUCGAUCGGGAUGCUCCCGGACCCGUGGUGUUAACCAAAGACGGCCGCAUCAAGGGGAUCAAGGUGGACAAGGCCUAUAUAUUCUACGGGGUACCGUACGCAGACCCUCCCGUCGGGGCUUACCGCUGGAAGCCCCCCAGACCUGUGAGUCCUCGGCCGGGGCUUUACGACGCCUCCUUCCCCAGGGCGUCAUGCAUGCAGGUCUGCAGCGGACCCGUCACCGAGUGUCCUCGGAGAGUCAGUGAGGACUGUCUCUACCUCAACAUCUUUGUACCUCUGGAUGUGAACUUCAUCUCCCCACUGGGGAGCCCGCUGCCGGUCAUGGUGUGGAUCCACGGAGGAGAUUUCAUAGCCGGCUCUGCGUCCAAGCCGCUGUACGACGGACGCUUCAUCACUAACUUCACCCACACUGUUGUUGUCAGCCUGGAGUACCGACUGGGUGCUUUUGGGUUCCUCUUGUCGGGCAAAGACCCUCACUCCUCGGCGGCGGGGAAUUAUGGGAUCUUGGAUCAGCAGGCGGCUCUUCUUUGGGUCCAACGGAACAUCGCAGUGUUUGGAGGUGAUCCCAGCAAGGUGACGAUAUUUGGGGAGAGUGCAGGUGCUCAGUCAGUGAGUCUUCACCUGAUGAUCCAGAGCAGCAAGCCUCUGUUCAAACAGGCCGUCCUGCAGAGUCUGCCCUUCUCCAUCCCUCUGAAGACCAGACACGACGCCCUGAAGCUGGGAAGAGACUUCGCUAAACAGACCAACUGCUCCGUGAGCGACAUCGUCUGCCUGCUGUCUCUCACCCCGCAGGCCGUGCUGGCCGCCCAGAUUAAAACAAGUUCCAAGAUUGUGAACCCGUUCAGGUUCCUGGAGGUGUUUGAGACGUGGGGUCCGUAUAUCGAUGGGGAGUUAAUAAAAGAGCAAGCUGUCACUGCCUUCCAGAAGGGCCACUGGCAGAGAGAGAAGCCGGUGCUGCUGGGUACGACCUCGGAGGAGGGGGUGAUCUUUGCGUACGGUGUCUUCACGAAGCCGGUCUCUGCGGUGGAGAGCACCGUGUACAUCACGGCCAUCUUUAAACAGCACGCACUGCGGGUCCUGCACAAGUACCUGCCCCUGUACAGGGACGCAGACCGCAGGGACAUGCUAGCUCAGAUCGUCACCGACUACGUCUUCCUGUGUCCGUCCAGGAGGUCGGCGCGUGCCGGCACAGCAGCGGGCAGCGAGGUGUGGACGUACGUGUUCGACCACGUGUCGUCAGACCAUCGUGUGUGGUCAGGUCUGACUUUCUGCUACCAGCACGUCUGCCACGGCGCCGAGCUGCCCUUCCUCUUCGACUCUGCCUCGGUGGCUAACUUCACCCUGACGAUGCCAGAGAAGCUGCUGUCCAAUCGGAUGCUGUGCUACUGGGGCGCCUUCGCACACACCGGCGACCCGUCCUCGCGGGCCCAACAGACCGCUUUCUGCCGGGAGCAGCGUCUGCCCGUUUGGCCACGCUACUCCGACACCAGCAGCUGGCUGGUCAUGAACCUGACAGUGCGCUCACACGCACAAGUAGAAACCAGGAACCAUAUAUGUGACUUCUGGGACCAUCUGGGCAUCUAUUAGUGAGGCUGGGCAGCUGUUGGGCUGCUUUGCAUCGAGGUAGUAUCAAUACAUGCUGUUCUCUUUUCUUCCUUAGAAUGUAAAGUCACAAAAUCUCACAGCAGGAAAUUGCGAUGUUCACAAAAGUAUAUGCAUCAGUAUUAAAUAUGACCUUUUAGGAAUCACUACCUCGCUGCAAUUAUUUCAAUAAAUCGUUGGUCACCAGUAGGGAAAAAAAGCCCCACCAUCUUCCCUUUAACGUGACAAAGGAUGCUCAACCUGAGCAAAAAAACGUACUCUCAUCCUGAAGCUAUAUGACACUACAGCAUUAAAGUAUAGAGACGGAGAAAUGGAGAGGGUCUAGAGGAAAAUUACA